Molecule: messenger RNA, 1632 nt
Organism: Penicillium daleae
Lineage: Eukaryota; Fungi; Ascomycota; Eurotiomycetes; Eurotiales; Aspergillaceae
Product: putative serine--tRNA ligase DIA4
Exons: 1
Coding region: 1-1632 (543 amino acids)
Biological process (GO): mitochondrial seryl-tRNA aminoacylation
Cellular component (GO): mitochondrion
Molecular function (GO): tRNA binding; serine-tRNA ligase activity; ATP binding
Source: RefSeq, a predicted model, not a curated record
AUGGCGCCCUCUCCCUCCCCUUAUAUCUGCUUCAAUUGCAGAUUGACCCCUCGGAAUGCAUUGAACCGUCUCCCGUCAUACCGCUCAUUCUCGACGACCCGUCGUCACCAGCAGAUUCUGCGUCCUGCCACUGCUCCAAAGCCCACGCCAGAUGUGAAGCACAUCCGCCAGAAUGCCGAGCUCUACGCACAGAAUUGCAUAGACAGGAAUUAUGCCGGUCAUGCAGAGUAUCCAUCCAGAAUUCAGGCUCUAUCCGACGAAGCUAGGCAGCUCGAUCAGGACCUCAAGUCGCCGCGCUCGCAGAUCAAGCAGCUGGAAAAGACUAUCGCGAAGCUAUCGAUUGCGGCGCGGCAGGCUUUAAGUAAUAAUGGAGCGAGCUGUGACCAAGGGGCAACAACGCAAAAAGAGCUAGAGGACCUGAAAUCAGAAGCGCAGCGCUUAAAAGACGAGUCGCACGCCAUGACCACCCGCAAGUCCGACUGCACCGACGAAAUCAACCACCUCGCCCUCUCCCUCCCAAACCUUUCAUCCUCCGAGACCCCCAUCGGCGACGACCCCCGUCUCGUCCACUAUCUCAACUUCGACCCCCAAGCGCCACCCUCCUGGACCCGGCAGUCUCCAGCAGAGCUCCAGGCUCGGUCACACGUCACCAUCGGCACCGAACUCGGUCUCCUCGACUUCACAAGCUCGGCCACCACAACGGGAUGGGGCUGGUACUUCCUCAUCAACGAGGGCGCCAUGCUUGAACAAGCCCUAGUCCAGUACGCCCUGAGCGUAGCACGCCGCCGCGGGUGGAAAACAGUCUCCCCGCCGUCAAUCGUGUACUCCUACAUCGCCGAGGCUUGCGGCUUCCAGCCGCGCGACCAGCACAACGAGCAGCAAAUCUGGUCAAUUGAGCAAAACGAGCGCGACCGCGAUACAAAGCCACCGCGCUCGUUAACGGGGACCGCGGAAAUCCCGCUCGCAGCCAUGUACGCCGGCCGCGAUAUCAAUGCCUCCGAGCUCCCCAUCAAACUCGUGGGCGCGAGCCGAUGCUACCGUGCGGAGGCAGGCUCGCGCGGUGUCGACACAAAGGGUCUCUACCGCGUACACGAGUUCACCAAGGUCGAACUAUUCGGUUGGACGGAUAACCUCGCCCCCGAAGCAGCGACCGCAGCAGACAACCCCACUUCAGACACCCUCUUCGCCGAACUACUAGACAUCCAAACUGAGAUCCUGACAUCGCUACAUCUCCCCUGCCGCGUCCUCGAAAUGCCCACCGGCGACCUAGGCGCCAGCGCAACCCGCAAGCGCGACAUUGAGGCACUCUUCCCCUCGCGAUUCCGCCCUACGCCCGGCUCCACGAGUCCCGUUGACCCUGCCGUUUCAGAACUCGAGUCUGCCUGGGGCGAGGUCACCUCGGCUUCUAUCUGCACUGAUUACCAGAGCCGGCGGUUGGCGACGCGUGUACGGGGCGGUACAGCGAAGGAAUCGCGGUUCCCGCACACCGUGAAUGGAACUGCUAUGGCUGUUCCAAGGGUGUUGGCUGCUAUUCUCGAGAAUGGGUGGGAUGCCGAGCGCAGAGUGGUUGUUGUACCUGAGGUGUUGAGGCCGUGGAUGGAUGGGAUGGAGACGAUUGGUCGGCGGGAGUAG